Messenger RNA from Phyllotreta striolata, 388 nucleotides. The record is from the annotation of a GenBank genome assembly. NCBI's taxonomy places the organism in Eukaryota, Metazoa, Arthropoda, Insecta, Coleoptera, Chrysomelidae.
UAUACGUACCAAUAGUUUUCUUGUUGUGUGAAGUUUUGCAAAAAAUAUCUACUCAUGGGGUUCGUACAAAUUGUAGUUCUUGUUUCGCUCGCCAUUGUCGCGUGUCAGGCUUUUCCUCAAACACAAAACGAUGAAAAAGCUCCUCCUCAGGCUAGAGUAGAGGAAUCAGCGCCAAUUCAAGAAUCCGCAGACGAUUCGACUUCGAAAGAUACUGAGCCAAAAGCGCCAAGCAGAGCAGCAAGAGCAGCAGAACCGCAGAAUUUCGUCAAUUACAUUAGACCGGAUGAUAAAUUCCCCACCGUAGCAUAAAAAGGUUAUUAUUUUUAUUUAACCUGUUCGGCUCGAAUGGCCAAACAAUUUGUUAUCAUAUUUUAAGUCCAUCAUGUAC